Messenger RNA from Actinia tenebrosa (Australian red waratah sea anemone), 1454 nucleotides. RefSeq lists its product as uncharacterized. NCBI's taxonomy places the organism in Eukaryota, Metazoa, Cnidaria, Anthozoa, Actiniaria, Actiniidae. The record is from RefSeq and is a predicted model, not a curated record.
UCUAGAAUUAUUUGAGAAGUUUGUCAUUCUGCUAGUGAGUAAAUUGUUACCCAUAUCUUCAUCGAACUAGAGUUGUGAAAGCGAUGGCAGCAAGCCUGUGGCCGUUAAAACGACAGAGAUCGAGGUACUACAAAUGUGAAAAGCCUUGGCUUAAAGACAUGUUCGGCGAAUUCGUCACUUUUAUUGAAGUCCCAGGAGACGUGAGAGUGGAACUACAAGUCCAAACCUCACAGGGAAAUGAUUAUACUCUUAGAAGUUAUCUUCCGCCAAAUUUCCCUCAUGGUUGUCCAGCUUUAGUGGUUUCAAAUCCAGGUUCACCGUUAAAAGAUCGAGAUGGGUCGACUGAAUUAAAGUCAAGUUUUCAAAACCACUGCUAUGAGUCUUCAAGGUAUGGUCUCACGCAAAUAUGUCACUGUAGACCGGAUCGAUGGGAGAGCAAAGAGAUGGAUCUGUGUGAUGUGUUAAUGAAAGGUCUUAUCUGGUUAGAAGCCUAUGAAGCAAUGCUGAGAACUGGCGAAGAUAUUGGGACGUUCUUGAGGGAGAUGCCUGCGAGUGAAGACACUCUUGAACGAAUAAGAGGAAAGGCGAAGAAAGCAGGAAGACAUGGCGAUAUUGGAGCCUUCUGCUUACACUUUGAUCGUCUGAUGUUCGAAUCUGGAAGUGAUAAUGUAAAUGAAGUAAUAAAAAUGUUUGAACAUUUUUUAUAUGAAGAAGCACAAGCUAUGGAAUCUUGAAUAUUCGAUCCGGUGGUUCCCGUGCUUCGAUCCACCGUAACAGUUCCAUUCCAGAAUUUCAGGUUUUAGAACAAGCCAAUCAGGCGUUACCAUAUUGAUAUUUUUUUAAACGAUUAUAAUCAGUCAUCUUACUCCAUACUUAAUUAAUCACGAACGCUACACGAAAUUUACUUUUGGAUUUUGCACAUAAUAAGAAAGCUGCUCGAAACUUUCGCAUUUUGACGUGACGUCACAGCGGCCAUGUUAGCCUCCUUUGCAGCCGUUCUUAGGGUCGUCACGCAACGUUUCCCUCGUUGCGUGACGACCGUAAGAGUGGCUGCAAAGGAAGCUACGGCCAUGUUGGUGCACCAAAACAUUGAAUUUUCUAUCCUCCGGGAAUUAAACUCUAUUUUUAUGCAAAAAACUGUGCGGAAAGUUUCUAUUGUUUGUUACACAAAUAUGGCUGCCUUGUCACGUUAGUGAAAACGCUCUAUUGGACGAGAGCUAAUUUAUAUUCGUAAUUUGUAUUUUGCUGAUCGAUGCAUGUGGGAUGAUAUCUGGCAGUGGGCACGUGCUCGAUUUAUGAUCAUGCGCAUAUGUGUGUACACAUAGAAUGAGUAACUAAGUAUAAAAACGGUUUGUUAAAAUUUGCUAAGAUCCAGUAAGGAAUUGUAAGCAUUAUUUUUAAUUAUUUGUAUUUGUUUAUAAUGUGUAAUUGUGAUUGUUAAUAAUAAUCAUUAA